AUGAAAAGGCACGGCGGAAUAUCCAUAAAGUUGUCAAUUGUUAUGAUAGAGGAAAUUAAGAACUAUCUUACAACAGGCAAGCUACCAGAGUAUUUGACAGAUGCAGGAAGGGAGGCUUUUCUAAAAAGAUCACAGAUAUUUACAAUGGGCGAGGACGGCAGCAUUAGAGCGCAAAUGAUAAAGGACGGAGCAGAGCUCUGUGCCGUAGGGGACGACGACACAGAAACAAUCCAAAGAAUCUUUGACGAGGUGCACGUGGAGAACGGGCACUUGAAGCUCUACAAGACAUGGAAGCUCAUUAAGGAGGAGUGGUUCGGGUUCAAGAAGGACAGAAUAGUUGCUUUAAUGGAAAAAUGCAAGGAGUGCAUGCACGAAAACAAGGAUUUCCACAAGGAAAAUAUCCCCGGGAACACGUCGGAGAAUGAGGAGAACGAGGGGUUUGAAGACACCCAGGACACAGGGAAGGAGAAGCAGCCACUGCCGGAAGCAGAAAAGCCCAUGCAGAGGCUGGACAUUUCUCUUAUUAAUCUAGCAGAGUUCAAGGACGAGAACAAUGGAUACAGCGAGAUUUUGCACAUCAUUGAUGCACACUCAGACUACAACUUUGUGCACCCGCUUACAAACUGCAUCGACUUAAGCAGCCAGGUCGCCAUGGGGCUGGAACGAAUAUUCCAGGAGGAGGGCCGGCCACAGUGCGUUUAUAAGGCGAGAAGCAUGGGAGACGUGGACAUCUCGUUCCCGGAGGCGCCAGAUGCAGAGCCAAUACAAUGCGUGCAGGGAAACAUAAAGGUGCAUGUAAAGGAGCAGUACAAGAACGUUGAAAGGAUUUUCAAAACAUUCCGAAGCAAGCUCAAGCGGUAUAUUUUGAAGUCCGACAACAAAAAAACAUGGAUUCAUGUCAUUGACGACUUAAUCCGUGGAAUGAACACAAAAAAACAACCAUAUACUGAUAUAACGCCAGAAAUGAUCUUCAAGCACAAAGUAAAUAAAGUAUCAAUUGAGAUAAAGGAGCUGGAUACGUUGAAGCAGUAUAGAAGCAAGCGAUACAAGGAAACCAUGCAGGUCCAAGGAAAAGAAAGAAUGAAGAUGAUACUGGAUACGCAGAAGAGAAGAGGAAAGGCUGGGCUGAAAGAAAAAACGCAGGAGAGGGAGGCGCCGGAGUUCGGAGACAUCAUUAGCAUACGAAAGCCCAAGCGGCCAGACGGAAUCUGCACUGAGUACGAGGCAGGCACGUGGAUGGUGCUCGAGGAGCUUCCAAACCAGGAGGGGCACUUUCUGGUGGGCACUGGAGAAAUUACAAAGGUGGUUCCUUUGGAAAUGAUCAAGAUAAUAGAGAAAAACAUCUUUAUACCGAGAGACUCCAGCUAA
Nematocida major is the source of this 1368-nucleotide messenger RNA. RefSeq lists its product as uncharacterized. NCBI's taxonomy places the organism in Eukaryota, Fungi, Microsporidia. The record is from RefSeq and is a predicted model, not a curated record. Gene Ontology annotation, molecular function: nucleic acid binding. Gene Ontology annotation, biological process: DNA integration. Bases 1 to 1368 code for a protein of 455 amino acids. The transcript has a single exon.